This is a messenger RNA of Mus caroli (Ryukyu mouse), 3565 nucleotides long. RefSeq names its product lymphocyte cytosolic protein 2 (gene Lcp2). NCBI's taxonomy places the organism in Eukaryota, Metazoa, Chordata, Mammalia, Rodentia, Muridae. The record is from RefSeq and is a predicted model, not a curated record. Gene Ontology annotation, biological process: cell surface receptor protein tyrosine kinase signaling pathway; intracellular signal transduction. Gene Ontology annotation, molecular function: protein binding.
UUUGUUCCUCCUCCUACUUGGCUGGGGUGUCUGAGCCAGUGGGGAAUUAACUCUCUCUCUCUCUCUCUCUCUCUCUCUCUCUCUCCUCUCCCCUCUCUCUGCAUUAUGAACCCCCAGAGCUGUCCUUCCUUGUUUACUUAUUUAGAAGUCAGCAGAGGAAGUGGUAAAGGAAACUAGCUGAGUCGUUUUCUGAGAAGAGACCAUAUUUGUUCACAGGGGAAGCCGCUGCUUUUGGGGAUCUGGCUACAGCAGAAAAGAGUCCUCUUCAACAAGGGUGUUCCUGAGGGCAUCUGGGAAUCAGAAGAGCCAAGGACACCUCAGAGCUCUGGAUCUGGGCUUUUUCCCUGUUCAUGGCUGCAUCACCUCUCCUCGGUUUGUGAGCCUCUCCCUGUAGAGCAGCCAUGGCCUUGAAGAAUGUCCCGUUUCGCUCAGAGGUCCUAGCCUGGAGCACAGACAACCUUGCUGACUAUUUCAGGAAGCUGAACUACAGGGACUGUGAGAAGGCUGUGAAGAAAUACCACAUUGAUGGUGCUCGGUUUUUGAACCUGACAGAAAAUGACAUUCAGAAGUUUCCUAAGCUGAGGAUGCCACUUCUCAGUAAGUUGAGUCAAGAGAUCAACAAGAACGAAGAGAGAAGGAGCAUUUUCACACGCAAACCCCAGAUUCCACGGUUUCUUGAAGAGACAGAAAGCCACGAAGAAGACGAUGGUGGCUGGUCAUCCUUUGAAGAUGACUAUGAAAGUCCCAACGAUGAUGAUCCAGAUGGGGAGGACGAUGGUGACUAUGAGUCCCCUAAUGAGGAGGAACAGGCCCUGGUGGACGAUGCUGCUGACUAUGAGCCUCCACCCUCCAACAACGAGGAGGCUCUGCAGAGCUCCAUCCUGCCCCCCAACUCUUUCCACAACACCAACUCCAUGUACAUCGACCGACCUCCCACCGGCAAGGUCUCCCAGCAGCCUCCGGUGCCCCCGCUGAGACCAAAGCCUGCCCUCCCUCCCCUGCCAACAGGCCGGAAUCACUCGCCACUGUCUCCACCCCAUCCCAACAAUGAAGAGCCCAGCAGAAGUGGAAACAACAAGACAGCAAAGUUGCCCGCUCCAUCAAUAGACAGAAGCACAAAACCUCCCCUGGACCGCUCACUGGCCCCUCUUGACCGAGAGCCCUUCAUACCAGGAAAGAAACCACCAUUUUCUGAUAAGCCCUCGGCCCCAUUGGGAAGGGAGCAUUUACCCAAGAUACAAAAGCCUCCUUUGCCACCAGCCAUGGACAGACACGAAAGAAAUGAAAGACUCGGACCCGUGACAACGAGGAAGCCACCAGUUCCAAGGCAUGGAAGGGGACCAGACAGAAGAGAGAAUGAUGAAGAUGAUGUGCAUCAGAGACCUUUGCCACAGCCGUCACUACCUUCCAUGAGCUCCAACACGUUCCCUUCGAGAUCUGUCCAGCCCAGCUCCAAGAACACAUUCCCAUUGUCCCACAUGCCGGGAGCCUUCUCGGAAAGUAACAUUGGCUUUCAGCAGAGUGCCUCCCUGCCGCCAUACUUCUCUCAAGGUCCAGGCAACAGGCCACCUCUCAGAAGUGAAGGCAGAAACUUACCCUUGCCUGUUCCAAACAGGCCUCAGCCUCCAUCUCCUGGGGAAGAAGAGACACCCUUAGAUGAAGAGUGGUAUGUCUCUUAUAUCACCCGACCAGAGGCAGAAGCUGCUCUGAGGAAGAUAAACCAGGAUGGCACCUUCCUGGUUAGAGACAGCUCUAAGAAGACAGUGAACAAUCCGUAUGUCCUCAUGGUGUUGUACAAAGACAAAGUUUACAACAUCCAAAUCCGCUACCAGGAGGAAAGUCAAGUCUACUUGUUGGGCACUGGACUUCGAGGAAAAGAGGACUUCCUGUCUGUAUCAGAUAUUAUUGACUACUUCAGGAAAAUGCCACUGUUGCUCAUUGAUGGAAAGAACCGAGGGUCCAGAUACCAGUGCACACUAACACACGCUGCAGGCUGUCCGUAGCAAGUUAGCCAAGAAAUGAGCCUUUCUGACUCUGUGGUCACUGCGGCGAAAUCACGUGACCUUAGCAAAUCGCCGAGCACUUAGCAGUAGAGCAGACUGUUAACUCGGGCCCAGAGUUCUGCCCUGCCCUUUUAAAGUAUCUGAAGAUUGUUGAAUACCACACGAUUUAUUUAUUUUCUUUGAUGUUUAUAGAGUAUAGAAGUGAUCAUGUUCACAUUUGAAGUCUAAGAGUGCAUGGCAGACAUGAGAUUUUGAACAUCCAUCCCAAAAUACAGUACUUGAUACAGUACAGAAAUAAUAUGGAGCAAGCUGAAAAAGUACUGAAACUGAUCAUUUUUGAUAUAUUUUAUAAUGAAACUUUUGUCAGGCUGAGGCAUGAUCUGUUUUUUACACAACUUAAAAUGAUUAAAAUUCAUUUUGGAGCAGCAAUAACUUAAGAGGCUCCAAAAAUAGAACUCCAUUGUUUCUUAUUUGGUUUUAUAGGGUGUGUUUUUAUGUGUUCCCUUUCGUAAUGAGAUUAAUGCAUGUUGGGAUAACUUCCUGGGAUUAAAGUUAUCGUUUGCUUUACUCUUUUUGAUCAUUAAGACAAUGUUGUUUGGUCCUUGCUGUUAUAUUUUUAAAGCAAAUGUAAGCUACCUUUCUGAACAUACAAGAAGGAAAUAGGCUUAGGUUCAGUGAUGCAGCCUUGCUGUUGAACAUGCUGGGCUUCCUGUUGCUUCUCUAUCCCAGUCCCUCAUGUCUCCAUCCACAGUGGCCUCCAUUCUAGUACUGAAGGUCUCCUGGGAAGAUGAGCAAUGCUUGGUAAACACACACACACACACACACUUACUUCCAGCCCACCUUCCUACUAGAUGCUACUUGUAUUUGCUGGCCUUCAGUUAGACAAUUUGACUUUCUGGAAUGGUCGCCUGUUCCUGUUCCUUUGGGCCUGCAACAGUUCAUAGAGGAUCUUGAAGUGAGAAUGUGAGGACAUCCGUUCACUUCAUGGUGACUGGGAAACAAAAGAAAGGACAAGAAGCACAUUUCCCUCCAUGUCUUACACCUUCCGCCUAACUGGGCUUCAUCUCCUAAGGUUCCACCACUGCCCAGUGCUGCCCUGGUCGGGGGCAGGGGGCCAAGCCUCUAACAUGUGGGCCUUUGGAGAAUUCUAUCCAAACCUCUGCUCUGGUUUUCUGUUUUAUUAGCCCAACAAGUAUGUUGCAAAACUGCUGUCUUGUCCUCAGAUUGGCUUUUAAACCCUUUGAAGCACCUCAGAUCUCCUUCAAUUUUGAAAUCACACUUAACAGAAGGCAGAGAGGGAUUUCUGGCCUCUGUUGGUCUAACUCGCCAUUUUUGACUUUAUGAUGGCGUGGAAGUGAUGCCUGCUAAGCACGAACUGUACGUCAAAGUUUGAAUUUUGCUUUUCUGGGGCUAGCAGCUGAUGCUAGGAAAUGUGAGAGUCUUGGCUAGCAUAUGAUCACCAAGGCACACAUCAGUACUUUACAUGUUUUAUGUUGAAGCUGGUUUUUUUCUUUUUGGGGAGGGGCUGCUAUGAACACUCAAUAAAUUAAAUAAUACAUUCC